Molecule: messenger RNA, 1920 nt
Organism: Cornus florida
Lineage: Eukaryota; Viridiplantae; Streptophyta; Magnoliopsida; Cornales; Cornaceae
Exons: 13
Coding region: 472-1674 (400 amino acids)
Biological process (GO): spliceosomal tri-snRNP complex assembly
Source: RefSeq, a predicted model, not a curated record
UGUGUCGGCUGUGAUGGAGUCUUAAGGGCAAAUCUUAACUUUAACAAUACAUAAAUUUUUUUUAGAUUUUUUUAUUAAACAAAUAGUUUAACUCUAAGGACAAAAAUAUAAAUUUAUAUCAAUUCACUAAUCACAAAUAGUUAAUUUGAGUUUCUAUGUUAUAUUGUGGUCAUCUUCUAUCUACUUGUAUAAGUUAAAAACACGAGGGUUGUAAUUUGCCCAAAAUUAAAAUAAGAAAAAUUAUUACAAGACAAAAGUGUACAGGAGAAUAGGGUCCGUGAUCCUUCUCGACUCGACGCGAAACGAACUCCAAAGUCCAAACAGCCAGCAAGCUUUGAUUAGUUUGUUUUCUUCUCCUAAAACAGGAAAAAAAAAAAAAAACAUUUUUAAGCGAACUUUGAUUAAAACCCAAAACCCUACCCACUCUACUACUCAGUUGAAGAUCCCUCACUACUCAGUUGAAGAUCUGAGAUGGAUCCAGAAACAGCCCUAGACUUUGUAAAGCACAGUGCUACUCUUCUUCUUCUUGACGUCCCUCAGUUCACCCAUGUCGGCAUUGAUACUCAGAUGUUCUCUGUGGGACCUUCUUUUAUGGGUAUCAAGAUGAUUCCUCCUGGUCAUCAUUUUGUCUACUACAGUUCAUCAAAUAGGGAUGGGAAUGAGUUCUCACCAAUUACCGGCUUCUUUAUUGAUUCAAGCCCCUCGGAGGUGAUUGUUCGGAAAUGGGAUCAGCAAGAGGAGCGGUUAGUCAAACUUGCAGAAGAAGAGGAAGAGAGAUAUUCUCAAGCAGUUAGAAGCUUGGAGUUUGACAGACAACUUGGGCCUUAUACACUAAGUCAACAUGGAGAUUGGAAGCGCCUAUCCAACUACAUCACAAAAAGCAUCAUUGAGCGCAUUGAACCCAUUGGAGGAGAAAUUUCUGUUGCAUAUGAAUCUGUGAAUGAUGAGAACAUUCCUAAAACAUCGAUGGAGAAAGCUUUAGCCGAGCAGUUGAGAAGUAGUAAAUUCUCAAAGUCGGUUGACAAGUCUCAGAAAAGGAGUUGUUACUACACAUCAAUUCCCCGUAUCAUCAAGCACAAGGAAAUUCGUGGGCAAGAACUUACUUCUUUAAAUCUUGACAAGACACAACUAUUAGAGAGCAUUCUGAUGAAAGAUUAUGGAGGUGACGAAGACUUGCUUCUAGGGGAGCUGCAAUUUGCGUUUAUUGCAUUUUUGAUGGGACAAUCACUUCAAUCAUUUUUACAGUGGAAAUCUUUAGUUAGCCUCUUAUUGGGUUGUACAGAAUCUCCCCUCCAUACAAGGAGUCAGCUAUUCACCAAGUUUGUUAAAGUCAUCUAUCAUCAGCUGAAGUAUGGAUUUCAAAAAGAACACACAGAUACUGGUGGCGCAGAGAAGGGGGCAUUAACAUUGUUAGAUGAGUCUUGGCUAUCUGCUGACAACUUUUUACGCCAUCUCUGCAAGGAUUUCUUUUCAGUGGUGCUAGAAGCCCCAGUUGUUGAUGGUGAUCUUUUAUCAUGGACAAGGAAAUUCAAAGAGCUGCUUGAGGACACUCUUGGAUGGGACUUCAAGCUGAAAAGCGCGGUAGAUGGAACAUACUGUGAAGAUGACGACGAGUUUGCUCCUGUGGUUGAGAUGUUGGAUGACUCAAGUUAUAAUGAAGGUUUGGCUGCAUAGACAUGGACAGAAGCCAUUGAUCCUGAUUAAGUAGCAAACGUCAGACAAUGCGGUUUGAUCUUCUGUUUUCUGCAUCUCCAACAAGCAAGAGGGACAAAUUAAAUCUAACACAAUAUGUGAUAGCUUUUCUCAUUUUUAUCAAAAUCCUCUUAUAGUUAAUUUAAGUCACUGUCACUGUAAAGUAACAGAAAAGUUGGUGUAUCUGAAUUAGUGAUGUGAAAAAUGGAAAUCGCAGACAUUUAUGAA